GAACUCUCGAAGGCUAUUUACGCUUUUUUUCUGUGCUUUCGCCUUUUUCCAUGAGAGCGUCUUAAUCCAUCGACCCUUUUGCGCUGCCUGUCCUUACCGGGUGUUGGUUUGGCUUUGAUUUCCAUCUGCAGCACUGCUUCUCCAAAUCGCGAUGCCGGACCUAACCUCUCACGCUUCCCCGUCGCAUGCAUCCCCCCCAGGCCGAGCUGCCAGCGACAUCCCGGCUAGCUCUAAUCCUACAGCAAUUCCACUGCCACAGACAGAAGCAGAGACAGCCCAGGGCGGCGCAAACCAGGACAGCGACCCUGCGAAUAACAAGGGAGUGGCAAGCCCUGGACUGCUAGACUCAUUCCUUUCCCCUGUUUUCACACCCCCGAUGACACCAGGCGGCUCAUUGAAUCCUACGGGACUACUCCAACAGAGCCAAUUGUCCGGAGUCCAACAUACGACUGCGCCUACGAAGCUACUGUCUCAACUGCCGAAUGUGGAAUGCAUUGUCCGCGCUCGAAUCCCCACCACCAAUGGUGCGGAAAUGUUUCUACAUCUCUACCAUAAUGACAUUGACAACAAAGAACACCUAGCCAUCGUGUUUGGGAACAGUAUCAGAAGUCGCAGUUUGGAUCGCGUUCGGCCGGGAGAAGGGGAAAUGGAUCGCAUGAUUCGUGGCGCCUAUGUCGGCAAGUUGCGCCCGGGGAGAGUGAGCAGCUGGUAUGAUGAAGAUCACGCCGAAGCUUCAGAGAGGGGGAAGCAGGGAGAUGAUGCGGGGCAUGAUACGGGGUCUUCCGGGGAAACGAAGAACAAAAAGCUGGCUCAAAGUCCUCUUGUGAGAAUCCAUUCAGAAUGCUAUACUGGCGAGACUGCCUGGUCAGCACGUUGUGAUUGUGGUGAACAGCUUGAUGAGGCGGCGCGAUUGAUGUCUUCGCCGCAUGAGACGUUGUCUGAGACUAUCUCUGCCGAGGAUGCGGCGGCAUUUGAUGCCAAUUCCCCUGGGGGCGUCAUCAUUUACCUUCGACAAGAAGGUCGUGGGAUUGGCCUAGGAGAGAAACUGAAGGCCUAUAAUCUUCAGGAUUUAGGUUCUGAUACGGUCGAGGCCAACCUCCUUCUUCGACACCCGGCCGAUGCCAGGAGCUACGGCCUUGCGACGGCAAUGCUAGUUGAUCUUGGUUUAGGUGCUGACUCUAAUCCAGACGGAAUUAGACUCUUGACAAAUAACCCUGACAAAGUGCGGGCAGUUGAAGGGCCAAAUCGAGAGGUUGUCGUACAAGAGCGAGUGCCCAUGAUUCCACUGGCAUGGAGGACGGGAGGAAAGAAGGGGAUAAAAUCCUCAGAAGUAGAAAACUACUUGAAAACAAAGGUCUGUCAAUUCAUCCAUGACCCUCAGGAGCAAGUAUCGUACGGGAAGUCCUCUUUACUGACGUUUGGCUUAAACAGAUCUCAAAGAUGGGCCAUAUGAUUCAAUAACUUUCACUCGGUGCAUUUAUCUACCUUUCUCCGGUGUAUUUCCUUUUUCUUGAUACGCUUUUUUGGCAUUUACGGUGGGACUCCUUUUGUUUUUGGUUUAUGGUGGCGACCAAUGCUUGAAAAGCCUUUAUAAUUACUUUCAUAUGUCCGUGUAGACUCCCUUGGAGAGUACGGCUCUACAUAUAACAAGGUUUUAGUGCUUGAAUGCCGUUGUAUUUUUGCACUUCCUCCGGAUCACUUUUCUUUCAUAUACAUUCCAUGCCAGUGGCUGUUAGACAAGAAUAUAUAUAUGCUGUACGGGGGUAUGGUGAUGUUAUUCAUUUUGAUUCCCUCACGUUACCGCAAAGAUCACGUGACCGUUAUUCUGAUAACGGUGAUGAAUUUUGGAGACAUCGGCUUCCUGACAUCCAUGAUGACUUCUCUUCUUUCCAGCAAUCUCUCUUCCCUUCAGAAAUCC
Messenger RNA from Monascus purpureus, 1918 nucleotides. The record is from the annotation of a GenBank genome assembly. NCBI's taxonomy places the organism in Eukaryota, Fungi, Ascomycota, Eurotiomycetes, Eurotiales, Aspergillaceae.